Molecule: messenger RNA, 942 nt
Organism: Zymoseptoria tritici IPO323
Lineage: Eukaryota; Fungi; Ascomycota; Dothideomycetes; Mycosphaerellales; Mycosphaerellaceae
Exons: 1
Coding region: 1-942 (313 amino acids)
Cellular component (GO): mitochondrion
Source: RefSeq, a predicted model, not a curated record
AUGGCUCCCAGCAGAGGAUACUCGGCCCUUGUCGGAGUGCACAAUAUCUUCGCUGCUUAUCGAGGAUGUCCUUCGCGGACACUUGCGACGAUUCCCGCACGACAAUCGGCCGUAUACCAUCGAAGUCCUUCGCGAUUGUUCGCGACUACGGCUAGCCUUCGAUCAGGCCAUUCCCGAUGGUCGAAGAUUAAACACGAUAAAGCCAAGGUGGACGCUUCCAAGAAUCGCCAACGCUCCAUCUUCGCGCACGAAAUAGCGACGGCCUCGAAACUCUUCGGCGGCGACCCUGGCUCGAACCCUCGUUUGGCUGAUCUUAUCACAAAGGCGAAGAGGGAAGGAUUCGCCAAAGCGUCCAUUGAGGCGGCAAUAGCUCGAGGACAAGGAAGGAGUACGACAGGCGCAAGUCUAGAGAGCGUAUCGGUGGAGGGAAUACUGCCCAACAAUAUCGCUAUUAUUGUCGAAUGCGAGACGGAUAGCAAAUUGCGGACGCUCGCUGAUGUGCGAUUGGCUAUUAAAGAUCAUGGAGGAUCUACCACACCUACGAGCUAUUUGUUUGCUAAGAGAGGGAAAAUCACGUUCGAGAGCAAGGAGGGCAUUGGUCAAGAUGAGAUCCUCGAGCCUGCUUUAGAGGCAGGUGCCUUAGAUGUCGCCGAGGAUGACGGUAAAAGGGUGGUCGUGUUCGCCGAACCGACAGAAACCAGAGCGGUCGGCGAUGCCAUCUCGAAGGCGCUGGAUGUUCAGAUCGCCACGUCAGACAUAAUCUGGGAGGCGAAUGAAGACACGAAGGUCGAUAUAGCGAGCGAACAAGCUGCGGACGACAUUCAUGCAUUUCUGGACAAGCUUGAAGAGAAGGAAGCUAGUCUGCAAUCUGUUGCGAUGAAUGUAUCGCAAGGCAGGCUCAGUGCCGAUUCGUGGGAAGACAUAAAGAGUCGGAUAGCCUGA